AUGGUUAAUGGGUCACCAUCGAAACCAUUCAAAAUGGAGAGAGGACUACGUCAAGUCGACCCUUUAUCGCCGUUUUUGUUUGUUCUUGUGGUGAACGUACUCAAUAGGAUGAUUAGAGAGGCAGUUAGAAAUGGUUGGAUAUCUCCACUCUUAGUCGGUAGAGAUAAUAUAGAGUUAUCACACCUACAAUUUGCUGAUGACACUAUAUUAUUUUGUCCACCGGAGGAGGAGACACUGAGGAACUAUCAGAGGCUUCUGAGGUGCUUCGAAAUGAUGUCUGGUUUGAGCAUUAACUUUGAGAAGUCUAACUUGAUACCAGUGAACUGUAGCUCGGAGUGGGCUAAUCGGAUGUGUCAGCUAUUAGGUUGUCAAGAGGCAGCUCUUCCGGUGAGGUACCUUGGCAUUAGCCUAGGAGCAAAUCCGCGGUUGGUAAAAACUUGGAAGCAUGUUCUAGAUAAGGUGGAAGAGAAACUCAACUUAUGGAAUGCAAAGGUCCUUAGUAAGGCUGGUAAACUGGUACUUAUUAAGUCGGUAAUUAACAGCCUACCUAUCUAUUAUCUGAGUUUGUACAAGAUGCCUAAUGCGGUUGCACGAAGAAUUAUAUCCUUGCAGAGGAGGUUCUUUUGGGGGAAGGAUGAUGGUCGACCCGGUAUGGCCGUUGUGAAGUGGGAGCUGAUCCAAGCACCAAAGAAGCUAGGAGGACUACGGGUGGGUGAUGCGGUGAUCAGGAAUACAGCCUUACUGUUUAAAUGGUGGUGGCGAUUCUCUAAGGAGAACUGCCCUCUAUGGAAGAAGAUUGAAGAGACUUUGGAGGAUGAGCUUCUAACAUACAAGUUCACAAAGGAGAUAUGGAAAGGCCUAGUUCUGCCUCGAGUGGAGUUAUUUGCUUGGUUUGUAUUGGUAGGGCGGGUUAAUACAAAGGACUGGCUGAGUAGGCUGGAAAUCCUACAACAGAAUGAUAUCUUGUGUGUGCUGUGUAAGAAAGAUAUUGAAAAUAUACAACAUUUAUUUAUUACUUGUGAGUACUCUUGGCAUGUGUGGUGUGCUUGGAUCUCAGCGUUUGGACAGACGUGGGUUGUUCCUGGUACCUUGAAAGAGUUUUUCGAGAGUUGGAGAUGGAUGCCGAUGGGAAAAGAGAGGCGCAAGUAUUGGCUACUUGGAUUCUUCUCAGUUAUAUGGAUUAUUUGGUUACGCCGAAAUGAUACCAUAUUUCGUAGCAAGAUAACAUGA
Messenger RNA from Arachis stenosperma, 1230 nucleotides. RefSeq lists its product as uncharacterized. Lineage: Eukaryota; Viridiplantae; Streptophyta; Magnoliopsida; Fabales; Fabaceae. The transcript is spliced from 2 exons. The coding region runs from base 1 to 1230 and encodes 409 amino acids. The record is from RefSeq and is a predicted model, not a curated record.